Messenger RNA from Nasonia vitripennis (jewel wasp), 790 nucleotides. RefSeq lists its product as uncharacterized. The record is from RefSeq and is a predicted model, not a curated record. The transcript has 2 exons. Lineage: Eukaryota; Metazoa; Arthropoda; Insecta; Hymenoptera; Pteromalidae. The coding region runs from base 293 to 688 and encodes 131 amino acids.
AGUAACUCUGUAAGUGCAGGAUUCCAGUAUUAUUCACAAUUGGAAAAACGUAAAAAUCCAAUUAUAAAAUCCUUUGAAGGAUGUGAGUUGACGAGAUUAUUCACAUUGAAAAUAAAUAAUUUAUUCGAUGCUUUAAACAGAUCUCACCCUAAAGAAGGUAUCCGCAAAAACAGCAAAGAUUUGAAUGUAACUAUUUUUUUUCAUUUUUUAACGAUAGUAAUAAAAAUAAAUAUUUCAUUAAUAAAUAAUUCAUACAUUCCAAACUCUUCGAGAAGCUAUAACUUGGCUUGAUAUGUGGGAACGUGAAAAAGAAAGCGAUGAUGACUUUUUAACUGCAUCAACUGCAGAAGGUCUCCGAGUGACAUUGCAUUCUUCUUUGCAAUUAGCGAUUUAUUUAUUAGAAUAUUGCGAUUUUAAAUACGUCUUAACUAAUAAAAUGAACCAAGAUUGUCUAGAACAAUUCUUCGGUAUUAUACGUCUAGCCAAAUGUCAAAAUGAUCAUCCGACAUUUCCAACAUUUAUGCAACAUUAUCAUUUGCUUUCUGUGUACAAAAUAUUAAGACCGCCUAAAUAUGACAAUUGCACCGUGAGGAAAACAGAAAAAGCACCAACAAUAACAUUGGAUGAUUUUCAAGCAAUAUUUAACGACAGCACGAAAAGUUAUAGGCAAAAAUAUUUACAAAUAUGAUCAGUAACUUAUGUUAAAAGGCUAAAAAUGUUACGAAUAAAAAAAUAACGUUAUCCACAUAUAGAACUGAUAUAAAUAUAUCAUCGUUUACAGUUUAUUUUA